This is a messenger RNA of Penaeus vannamei (Pacific white shrimp), 9869 nucleotides long. NCBI's taxonomy places the organism in Eukaryota, Metazoa, Arthropoda, Malacostraca, Decapoda, Penaeidae. The record is from RefSeq and is a predicted model, not a curated record.
AUGUCUACAUCUGGAACGGUGGUGUGUCAGUUCGGUGGAGAGGCAGAGCGACACUUGUACCGGGUGUUGAUUGGUCACUUGGAGUGGUCUGGGCCGUCAGGCGGAGAAUCUCACCGGCCUUCACCUAACAACAACAACAACAACAACAACAACAACAACAAUAACAAAGAGAAGGAGAGUGCCCCCAACUCGAGCGGAGCCACCCUCUCGUGGUCGGCAGCGGGCAGUGCAGGCUGUGCGCUCCUUGUGCAGCAUUUGUCUGCCACACUCCCCCCUACACAUUUUAUUGCCAGUCUUGCUUUUGCAGUUGCAAACCCCCCCAAUCCAAGCAAGUAUAUAAAAAGCCAGUGGGUUGCUGGUGUGUGCAAAGUACUCAGGCUUACCAGGGUACAAGAAAUCAAACUCUGUUUACAUCUUCUACAAGGAACAAGUCUUGAAAUACGUAACCAGGCCACAGCUGUACUGAAAGCUAAGCUCCCGGAACUCGUUCGGGCAUACGUUGAUACAGAUUCAGAAGACAAGGAACUCUUGGAGUUAUCUACUGAAUCUCUACACCUGUUGCUAAUCCACAUCGUCCACCUGUGGCGAGACCCCCCAGCAGCACUCCUACCUCAAGAGUCAAGACAAGCAUUUAUAUCGGCACUCCAACAGGAGUUUCCUCGAUCUCGUGUGCCUGUCGUUCUUGCUCCCCUUCUUUAUCCAGAUACAGAUAUACUAAUGGAGAAGAUCACGCAAGAGCAGCCAGCCAGCAUGGCCAAAAAUCUACUGGACGGGUCUCUGGCAGACUUAGUCCGUGAAUUAGGCUACAGCUUCUGUAGCACGGUGGAAGAAUGCAGAAGCAACUUGGGGAACUUCUGUGUGACCUCCAUAACGCCAGCGGCUGUUGCAAAGGUCCUGGGUGUUAUGGUGCGCACUCAUACGGGCCUGCCAUCAGAACAGAUUGGUCUGCAGAACCUCAAUUCCCCAAACUCGCUGUGGAGUGAUACGAAAGACAAGAGCUCAAAUAACCAAACGACCAGCUCGGGUAGUGAUGUAACCCUGGGCGGGUCAGGAAGCCUCUCGGGUCCUCACUGCUGGAAUGUGGAGGUCUUCAUCAAGGCACUCCUAGAGGUGGUCCCCAGCAUCAAUGUGAAGGAGGUCUUCAAUAAGUUGGACCACAAGGGCUUCCUAGUCAAGGACAGACAGGGUCUCAAAUUGCUGAUCACAGCGCUUCGGUGCCUUCUCCAGGGCCAGGGCUUGCGGCUUGAGUUGUUUCCUGUGGAAUGCUUCUACCAGCAGUGGAAGAAUACCGAGGAACAGCUUAGUCUUAUCACGCAGAUCCUCAGAAAUCCGGAGAUAUUUUGCUUUACAGAUUUCCCUUGCCAUUUAGUGUCCACUGAUAGCUUGAAAACAUUGCCAGAGCUUGACAAUAAAGAGGUGGCCACAUGGAAGUCAGUACAACUACUAGAUUCUCUCCUUUACCUCGGAGAGAAUCAUUACACGGCUGUGAAGGAGCUCUUCAAGUUCCCCAUCCAGCACUGUCCAGAUAUCCUUGUUCUUGGUUUAAUACAGGCAACUUUACCUUACACUAUCCUGCGGCAAGAUCUGAUUGCUUCUCUCAUUCCAAUAUUUUUGGGGAACCACCCAAAUGCAGCAAUAAUCCUUCAUCACGCUUGGCACACACAGAACAAUGCAACUACAGUCCGCCAGAUUAUCAUGCAUGCCAUGGCAGAGUGGUAUAUGAUGGUGGAAAAUGACCAGACAAGACUAAGCCGAAUUCUUGACGUCGCCCAAGAUCUGAAAGCUCUCUCACUACUCCUCAAUGCUCAGCCUUUCCCAUUUGUGAUAGAUUUGGCUUGUUUGGCCUACAGACGAGAAUUUCUGAAACUGGAUAAGUGGCUAACGGACAAGAUUCGCGAGCAUGGAGAGGCAUUCAUCUCGGCAUGCGUCAAGUUCCUGCAGCGCCGGUGUCCUCAUCUGGUGGGUGGCAAGGAGGACGGGAUGCAGAAAUCUUCACAGCUUCCUCCUGAAACCAUGGCCACCAUUCUUGUGUGUCUUAAUGCUUGUGCUUUAAAUGUGUCUCAAGAAUUGUCAGACACCAUUAUGACCAUGGUUCAACACUGCAACCUGAUGAACAGACCUCGAACACAGCAAGGAGUGAUUGGCUUCCCUGGUCCAUCUCAGCAGACGAGUGAAGGCAGCCUGGGUGGCAUAGCCUCCAGCCUGAGCAGCCUGAACCUGGGUGGAGCAGGUGGCACAUCCUCCAUCUUCCCGACCUCUGCCUCAUCUUCCAUGAGUCUGGGCAGCUUGGGGUCACUGGGCACAGCACCAGGAUCUCCUGGGCGUCCCCUAGGGCCCUCUACUGCCCCUGGGACAUCGCAGUCUCCCCUCUCCUCCAUCCUGCCAGCAUUACAGCUUGGGCCCCCACAUGCAGCAGCUGUAGGCUCUCAGCUGCCUACCUUGCCCACCUCAUCUAUCAUCCCGUCAUCUCUGAGGUCACAUUCAGUGCAGCCCACCGUCAACCCCCCCAGCAGGCAGAUGGAUAUGUCCCAAAUCUUCGACAUGCCUCAAAUGGUGAGCAAAGAGGUUGAAGACGAAGCCAAUAGUUACUUCCAGCGCAUCUACAAUCAUCCACCCCAUCCUACCCUCUCCAUUGAGGAGGUACUGGACAUGCUGAAGAAAUUCCAUGAAUCGACCAACAAGAGGGAAAGGGAGGUCUAUUCAUGUAUGCUCCGUAAUCUCUUCGAAGAGUAUCGCUUCUUCCCCACCUACCCAGACAAAGAACUUUUCACCACUGCCAGGCUGUUUGGUGGCAUCAUUGAACAGGGUCUAGUCGAAUAUAUGGCCUUAGGUGUAGCACUCAGGUAUGUCAUGGAAGCUCUCCAGAAACCACAUGGAAGCAAGAUGUACUACUUUGGCAUCGUGGCACUGGACAGGUUUCGCAGUCGUUUGAAGGAAUACCCUCGCUAUUGUCAGCACCUUAUGGCUAUACAGCAUUUCAAUGAGUUUCCACCACACCUUAUAGAGUACAUUAAGUAUGGAACACAGUCGCAAGAACCCCCCUCACGUCCUUCUGGUGUUGUGCUCCCCCCUUCCAUGAAUGUGUCUCCAAGCACCCCAGCACCAGGCACCUCAGCAGUAGCUGUCACUGGCACUGUUGUCCAGCCACCCACUGCUGCAGUGUCGGCUGUGGUGUCAUCUGUUGCCAAGACCCUCACUGCCACCACCACUACGACAACUACCACCGCCAUCACCAGACCUCAGUCAAUGUCUGUUCCGUCUGCGCCAGUGGGAUCUGGGAAGCAACCAACAAUCACAACAACCAACAUUGAAACACUGUUAGUUGCCACAGAAAAAGAAGAAAAGAUUACUCCUCCACCUGAGCAUAUGCAAGAUAAAAUUGCCUUUAUUUUCAACAAUCUUUCUCAAGUAAACCUUCCUCAAAAGUGCGAAGAGCUGCGUGAAGUGGUCAGCGAGGAGUAUUGGAUUUGGGUCGCCCAGUACUUGGUGAUGAAGCGAGCCUCCAUUGAAAACAACUUCCACACGCUUUAUUCCUUGUUUCUUGAUCAGCUGAAGAUGAACAAUUUCAAUGCAAUGGUUUGCAGGGAAACUUUAAGGAAUAUUAAGGUUCUCUUAAGGGCUGAUAAGUCUGCGGCGAACUUUUCUGACAAGUCACUGUUGAAGAACCUCGGACAUUGGCUGGGCAUGUUGACUCUGGCCAAGAAUAAACCCAUCCUUUACUCGGACAUCGAUAUGAAGUCAUUACUCGUCGAGUCUUACAACAAAGGCUUACAGGAAAUGCAGUAUGUGAUUCCAUUUGUAGCCAAGGUGAUGGAGUCAUGUGCAAAAAGUCGUGUAUUUAAGCCUCCUAACCCUUGGACCAUCGCCAUAAUGAAUGUGCUAGCAGAGCUCCACAAGGAACCCGACAUGAAGCUCCAUCUCAAGUUUGAAAUUGAAGUUCUGUGUAAUAGAUUGGAAAUCAAUUUGGAGGAUCUGAAGCCAGCAAAUAUCCUGAACGACAGGGAGCGAAUUGCACGCCUGAAGCCCCAGCUGUCACAGCUGGUAGGAUCAAAAAGGGCUGAAUCGACUCCACUUUUCCCAGCUUUGCAAGGAUUCUCAUCCUCUUCCAGUUUUAUGCACCCGAUGAAUACUGGCAGCCGAUGGGUAGCCAAUCCGAAUAUAAACCACGCACCGGGACACGAAGUCAUCAAUCAAGCAAAGACAAGUUGGUCACAAAUGGGUCCAACAGGGCAGGUGGAGAUGCCCAGCAGCACAGUCACCGUACAGAGCUCAUCUGUGGGUGCCACACCAACCCCUCCAUCAGUGUUGCCACCUCAUCCCUCCUCUACCCCAACACCUAUCCAGCCUCAACAACCUUCGGUCAACGAGCCACGGUUUAUCUACUCGGAUAUCACUGUCACUUCCCUUCGGGGUCUUGAGCCUCACAUAUCUGUCUCAGUACCUCAGGUUGGUGGCAUUGCAAGCAAUGCUCAAUUGAAACAGCUUGUGCGACAUGCUGUAGAAAUGGCAGUCCAGGAGAUAGUGACAGCAGUAUUGGAGCGCAGCAUCAAGAUUGCUAUCACCACAGCAGAACACAUAAUCAAGAAAGACUUCGCUCUGGACCCAGAUGAGUCUCGGAUGCGAGUUGCAACUCACCACAUGGUUCGCAACUUGACAGCAGCAAUGGCAAUGAUAACUUGCAGAGAUUAUCUGGCUACAAAUAUUGCCAAGAGCAUCAAGCAGGGAUUGAUGCAGGCUUUUUCACGAACAAAUCAACAGCAGCUGCCACAACAGCUAGAGCAGAUGGAGCAGCUGGCUGCAGCCAUUGCUCAGGAGAAUGUUGGUAUAGCUUGUGCCUUUAUUCAGAAAACUGCUGCAGAGAAGGCUGUGAUUGAGAUGGAUAAGAGGCUGGCCCAGGAAUAUGAAGUGAGGAAAGCAGCAAGGACAGAGGGCCGCCGCUAUUGUGAUGCAGUGGUUUUGACAUACCAGGCGGAGCGGAUGCCAGAACCCAUUCGCCUGAAGGUGGGUGGUGUCACCCAACCUCAGAUGGCUGUGUAUGAAGAAUUUGCCCGCAACAUCCCUGGCUUCCUGCCCAUCACUGAUCAGGACACAAUGUUCUUAACCAAGCCUGUUCCUAUUAGCUCGCAACAACAGCAGCAGCAACCCCCUCACUCGCAACAGCAGGCCUUUGGAAGUGAUGAGACAACAGCAUUCCUGCUUCUGACGGAGCGCAUCAGUGCUGAGCUGGAACACACCAUCCAGGCCUUCACUACACUGGCCCCCUCGUCCCCCCUGAUCCCAAUGCUGCACUCGCUCAGGGAAGGACUUCUGCUCACCCGUACCAACAGAGAUGCGCACACUGUUCAGCUGCUGCUCAGGAAGGCUGUGGAAAACCUCCUGGAAGGCGCACGAGAACUGCCAACUGAACCAGAACUGAACCAGCUUGCCCUUCGGUUCCGUGACUGCCACCUUAUCGUCUUGAAGGCUAUGGCUGAUCAUCGUUCCUAUGGAACCAACUGGACAUCGAAGAAUGUUACCAAGGAAUAUUCUACCUUGUAUUCUUGUAUGCUGGCUGAUCGAAUCCGCGAAGAAGAAUUGAAGUACAACUUAGAUGUUGUCGACUGGCUGAUCCGUUCCAAUUUGCUGAACAUGCAGUUACUGGACGAAAUUUACCUCGUUGACGACCCCAGCAACAGCUUCCUGAGUGAAUCCGACUUGCAGCUAACACUGGAGGCCUUAGUGCGCAUGUGCCACUCUCGACAGGCCCCAGAAGGCCUUGUACCCCUCAUUGAUGCACUGCGGCUGAAGCAUGACUUGCUGGCAAGUGAGCGGCUUGCAGGGGGCAGCAGCCUCAGUGGCACAAACAGUGCUCUGGCUGCUGGGCCAAGUCUCCACUUCCAUUCGGGUGUGACGCAGGCCAGGGACUUCAGUGAUCCCCCGGCCUUGCAGGAGAAGACAGAGGUGUUGCUGCGGGAAUGGAUCCAGAUGUACCAUUCCCCAACAGCCGGCCAGGGGUCGGCCUCUGCCUUCCAGCACUUCGUGAAGCAAAUGAAUCUUCACGGAAUCCUCAAAACAGAUGAUCUCAUAACCAGGUUCUUUAGGAUCUGCAUAAGCAUGUGUCGUGACCUUUGUGUUCGAUCAAUUCUUGAGCAAGGCCAAGGACCAUCUCCUACCUAUGUUCGCAGCAAAUGCUUCCAGAAUCUGGAUGCCUUUGUACGUCUUAUUGCCUUAUUAGUCAAACACUCGGGGGAGGCAACAAACCCAACCACAAAGAUCAAUCUUCUGAAUAAGGUCUUAGGACUCGUGUGUGGCAUCAUGAUCCACGACAUUGAGUCAAAUGGUACUGAGUUCCAGCAGCUUCCAUAUCACCGCAUCCUCAUCAUGCUUUUCCUUGAGCUCAACGCCCCUGAAGCGAUCCUAGAGUCCAUCAACCUUCCGGUUCUGAUGGCCUUCACCCAAACACUGCAUCUGCUUCGCCCGAGCAAGUGUCCAGGGUUUGCCUAUGCCUGGCUGGAGAUUGUGAGUCACCGUGUCUUCAUUGGCCGCAUGCUAGCCAUCACCCCUCAGCAGAAGGGAUGGUCCAUGUACUCCAUGCUGUUGGCUGAUCUCUUCAAAUUCUUGGCACCUUUCCUGCGGAAUGCGGAGCUCGCCAAGCCUCUGACAAUGCUCUAUAAGGGUACACUACGUGUGCUGCUAGUCUUGCUCCAUGAUUUCCCGGAGUUCUUAUGUGAAUACCACUAUGGUUUCUGUGAUGUCAUCCCUCCAAACUGCAUCCAAAUGCGCAAUCUCAUCCUCUCGGCUUUCCCUCGGAACAUGAGGCUCCCUGACCCCUUCACCCCCAAUCUGAAAGUGGACAUGCUGCCCGAGAUCACGGUCUCUCCCAAGAUCCCCACCAAUGUAGCCAGCCUCAUCCAGCCCCCAGAGCUAAAGAAGAACUUGGACUCCUACUUGAAGAACAGGACGCCCGUCACCUUCCUCUCAGACAUGCGGACUUUCUUGCAGGUCAACAAUGAACCAGGGAUGCGCUACAACAUGUCUGUGAUGAACGCUUUGGUGCUGUACGUUGGCAUGCAGGCUAUUGCUCAGAUCCACAGCAAAGGCCUAACUCCAUCCAUGUCUACCAUUGCUCAUUCCGCCCACAUGGACAUAUUCCAGAAUCUUGGUGUUGAUUUAGACACAGAAGGUCGCUACUUGUUCCUGAAUGCCAUUGCCAACCAGCUGCGGUAUCCCAACAGCCACACCCACUACUUCAGUUGCACACUUCUUCAUCUUUUUGCUGAAGCUAACACUGAAGCCAUCCAAGAACAGAUCACAAGGGUGCUGUUAGAGCGACUGAUCGUCAAUCGUCCACACCCAUGGGGGCUUCUCAUCACCUUCAUCGAACUCAUCAAGAACCCAUCCUUCAAGUUCUGGAGCCACGAGUUCGUGAAGUGCGCUCCAGAGAUUGAGAAGCUAUUUGAGUCGGUGGCGCGCUCGUGCAUGGUGCAGAAAGUCGCACCAAGAGGGGAUUCGGAGGCCUGAGUACAGCCGUAGCACAGCCAGGCAACACGGCCGGGCUCUAGCCGACGCCGUUCUUGGAGGCGACUGUCCAGGGAGUGAAGAGAGCACACACAUUGGAGGCUUUGGAAUACCUGUGGCAGAACUUUGCUCAUGUCAACCUUCAUGCACCAAAUGCAGAUGGAGAAAUAUGUGAUGGAGGAAAAAAUGGACUUGGUAUAAAAUGAUAUAUAUAUAUAUAUAAGAAGAUGCAAGCAACUAGGAUUGUCUUGUUUGAUGAGGUGCCCAACAAAGAACAAACAAUGAAUAUUAAAAGGAAGAAGAGAAGAAAAAUAUAUAUAUGGUGCAGUAUUAGCAAUGUUUUGCUGAAUGAUAUGAAUGAUAUAUAUAUGUAAAGAUGUAUGUAGCUGAGAGAUUUGAAUAUGUGAUAAAACUACUUUACCUGAAUCCAUGUCUUGGAAAAAAAAAUAAAUGCCCAAUAGAUUAGAGGUAAACAGAGCCAUUGGUGUGCUAUGGCAGACCAGUCAACUAAAGUGUUCUGUAUGUUUAAACUUCAAAAAAUGAGAAGCAGUGUCUUUAUGGUGACUAUAAGAGUACAGUUCCAGUUUUUUGUCAGAACAGAUGGCUGACCCUCCCUCCGUUAUUUUAAUCCAAGGUAGGGAUCCUGUCUUGCAUUGGGUUAAGAUUACGAAUAUCCUUUGUAGAAUGUCUUAGAUUAUUAUUAUUAUUAUUAUCAUUAUGCAGCUUUGAGUUGUUUCAAGAUAUUUUCCUUGACAUCUGUUGUGUUUAUGAUAUACAUAGUUGUUGUAAAGCAGCAGCAAAGUAUACUGUCAAGGUAUGUGAUUAUCUUAAGUCACUGAUAUAAAUAUAUUAUUGUUUCAUAAUUUGAGUUUUCCUGGUGAAUGUUAUCAUGUAAAACUGAAAGACCAAGAACUGUACAAUGUACUAUAUUAAGGACCUUCAAAAGUGAAGUAAAAGUGCAUUAAGUUAGAACAGGUUGUAUAAUUACAGAUGGUAUUCUGUAUAGACAGAGAAAUAUAUUUCCCAGACAAAGCAGCCAUAAGCCGUGUGUCAAAGUGCAUAAAAAUGACAAGGUGAAUUCCAGUGAGAGUGUGAUAUGUACCUAUACUCUUGUGAUCUUAACUUCCAGGGAACCAUGUGAUGAGCUAUACCUAAGAUGUUUACAUAAUUAGAUGAUGUACAUUUCUAGAUAACAUGGCCUUUGCUAAGCAGCCUCUGCAGUAGGAGAGUGAGAAUCAAAGUGUUGGGCAUCCGAGUAAAUGUAAAAGUGUUACUUCCUAGAUCUACCCGGGUCAUUCACAGUAGAGAUAUUUAUUUAGUUAUACUAUGAAGCACAAUAACGUGCAAUUAACAAGUUCAGUUGAUGCAGAUGGAAAGUCCUUUAUAACUCUUGGAUGGUCAGCAAAGGCAGUUUUAUCAUCUGAAUCCAGUGUGAUAGUGCUUCAUAUUAUGCAAAGAUGACUAUGGACGCAAAGCAUGUACAAAAUCCCUUCAAAUCCUUCCUUUAUAUAAUUUCGCAGACUUGAAAUUCCUUCUACUACAAGGUACUGUCUGGUAGUCACUGUAAGAGUUCAUAGUUAGUAAGAUGUCCCCAUACCCUUGAGGCUUUCUGUCCUGCUGUAAAGUCUCUUCUUACAAGGUAAUACAAUCACUACCGCCACAACACACACUAGACUCGGGGCACUAAGUCAGUCAUGCCCCUUGCCCCUCAUCUCCCACCCUCCUCACUCAUUACAAGUUUUAACCACCAAAAGAAAGAAAAGUUUUAUUGUUAAGUAACCGUAUCCUAAUUCAUCCCAUCGACUUAUGGGAAGUUUAGGCACAAAUCAGAAGUGAAUUAUGUUAAGAAUUAUUACAUUUCCUUUCCUUCUCCUGUUUCCAAGGCCUAGCUUUUUUUAUUUUUAACUUUCAGGGCUUUACGAAUCACAUUUUUUGUUACCACAUAGCUAUGUAAUUAUGAUUAUUUUUUUAAUUGGUAGCCAGAUGAUCAAUUAACCUUGAUUGGAAAUUUUUGAGUCUCCAUUAAGUAUCAGUAUGUUAAACCUGGGAAUUAACACCUUCUGUUACCUCGCUUCAAGGAAACAUCACAACUCUCUGAUGGCAUAAGGAAUACAAAUUAGCAUUACUGUUACAUCACAAUUAUUUUGUAUGAAAUUGUAUAAUAAGUAAACGAGUUGUUGAGGGUUUUGAAGAGAGAAACUUUCUGUAAAUGGACCCAUGGUGUGAGGUACUUUGUUGUGGCUGUACAGUUCAGGUUUAUUUUUGUUGAUGAGGAUUUUCUCUAAAGAUAUGCAGUUUAACAGUUUGUGUCAUAUUCUUUAGUCCACUUUAGGUUAAGGAUGUGAAUAAAGGUCUCUUGUAGCAAAGCAAAA